This is a messenger RNA of Sitophilus oryzae (rice weevil), 1744 nucleotides long. Its product is annotated as cytochrome P450 6k1-like. NCBI's taxonomy places the organism in Eukaryota, Metazoa, Arthropoda, Insecta, Coleoptera, Curculionidae. The coding region runs from base 51 to 1532 and encodes 493 amino acids. Gene Ontology annotation, molecular function: monooxygenase activity; iron ion binding; oxidoreductase activity, acting on paired donors, with incorporation or reduction of molecular oxygen. The record is from RefSeq and is a predicted model, not a curated record. The transcript has 3 exons.
UCGAACAGUACCGUCGAGAUCAACAGUCUCCUUUCACCUUUCUCAGCAAAAUGUUGGUGUACUUAAUAUCAGCCAUCCUAGUUUUUGUUUUUUACGUAAAAUGGAAAUUAUCCUACUGGAAAAGAGCUGGCUUAUACCAGUUUGACACCGAAUUUCUUUUUGGAAACUUCCGCAAAGAGUUACUAGGAAAAGCAAGCAUUUUCGAAGCCUUUAGCGAACAAUACAGGCAACUCAAAGCACUAAACCAGAAACACGGAGGUGUCUACUUGAUGAUUAAACCAGUAUAUGUUCCAGUGGAUUUAGACAUUAUCAAGAGAAUAGUCAUCAAAGACUUCCCAUAUUUUCUGGGCCAUGGAGACAACUCCCAUCCAAAAGACAACCUUACCAUGAACCUUUUCGGACUGUACGGCGAUCCUUGGAGGAAGCUAAGAACUAAACUCACUCCGACCUUUACUUCAGGUAAAAUGAAGUUGAUGUUCGAUACUUUAGUUGGAAAAACUACUGGUUUAGAAAAACUAGUUAGGAGUCACAUAAAAAAUAACAAAGCCCUUGAUAUAAAAGAAGUUAUAGCAAGGUUUACGACAGAUAUAAUUGCCAGUUGUGCGUUUGGAAUUGAAAGCAACUGUUUAGAUGAAGCUGAGAACGAGUUCCGUAAGUACGGAAAGAAAGUUUUCGAACCCACGACCUGGAGAGUGUUUGUAAUGAACGGCCUUCCAAAAUUUUUAUUAGAUUUAUGCUUUAAUCUGGGAUUUCACGCUUUUCCUAAAGAGAUUAACGAAUUUUUCACGAAAACGGUGCAGGAUACCAUUAGAUACAGGGAGGAAUCGAAAGUGAUCAGAAAGGACUUCAUGCAUCUGUUGUUACAGAUGAAGAAUCAAAAAGAUAAGGCGGAUUCUAUCACAGAAGAUGAGAUAAUUGCGCAGUGUUUCGUCUUUUUCGCUGCUGGUUAUGAGACUUCGUCCACCACGACAACGUUUGCUUUGCUUGAGUUGUGUCAGGAUCAGGAGAUUCAGGAUAAGUUGAGGGCGGAAAUCAAGGAUGUGUUGGAGAGGCACGAUGGGAAGAUUACCUAUGAUGCUAUCAUGGAAAUGACGUAUUUGGAGAUGGUUCUUAAUGAAACACUGAGGAAAUACCCACCAGUUCCUGUAAUACCCAGGUUAUGUACCAAAGACUACCAUGUACCCGACACGGAUGUGGUUAUUAAAAAGGGAACCAACGUUCAGAUUCCAGUGUGGGGUAUCCAAAACGAUCCAGAAUACUUUCCCAAUCCUGAUAAAUUUAAUCCAGAAAACUUUAACGCAGAAAACAAGGCCAAAAUCCACGAAAUGGUUUUUAUACCUUUUGGAGAAGGACCUAGAAUGUGUAUAGGUUUGCGUUUUGGCAAGUUACAAUCCAAAGUUGCGCUGGUCAGUUUGCUGCGAAACUUCAGAUUUACCCUAAGCGACAAAACUCAAACUCCCAUCAAGUUUGAAAAAGUCAGUUUCAUAUUGGCUGUUGAAGGGGACGUGUGGUUGAACGCAAGUGAACUUUAGGAAAUCAAUAAAAUUGUUUUAUUGAUAAACUACAUACAUCUGAUUAAAUAAAAAUGUUAAAUUAUCUAAUUAGAAAAUCAUUGUUGUAUAUAAUAUAGUGAUGUGUCUAUUUUUGAGCUAAAAUUUAGCUUAUUUAUUAUCUAGUAUUAUUAGUUUAUCAUAUAUUUAUAAUAAAAACAAAUUGUAUUAUUAAAACUCUAUUUUUGUAUAAA